Molecule: messenger RNA, 2121 nt
Organism: Australozyma saopauloensis
Lineage: Eukaryota; Fungi; Ascomycota; Pichiomycetes; Serinales; Metschnikowiaceae
Gene: TOK1
Product: Tok1p
Exons: 1
Coding region: 1-2121 (706 amino acids)
Biological process (GO): potassium ion transmembrane transport; stabilization of membrane potential
Cellular component (GO): plasma membrane
Molecular function (GO): outward rectifier potassium channel activity; potassium ion leak channel activity
Source: RefSeq, a predicted model, not a curated record
AUGCCGACAAAGCUCCGCAAGCGCUUGACCAGUGCGAGGUCUCACAUGACAAACUUAAGCCAACCUCACAAAAGAACCCUUGAGCCCUCAACGCUCCUCAAGUAUUCAGAAAAGCUUCUGCCGUUGUUGUCCGAUGAGUUUCUCCAGGGGUUGGGCACAGACGACGAUGCGCUGCCGCUGAUGAAGACCUCUCGAUUCAUGUUAAACCAUGCGCUCUCAGCCCCGAUUAUGUCGGUGACAAAUUUGACUGUGCAGCCGGGUGAGAGCGGGUUUGUUUUGUGGUUAAUUGUCUCGUCGUACUUCCCUCUUGUCUCGGCGUGCAUGGCUCCUGUGAGCAACCUCAUCUCGUUGGUGUGUUUGAUUGAAAAAUGGGGCUAUGUGGAGCUGUCGCUUGUGCGCCUCGACAACAGCUCCGUUUUUGCCCUCAAUGUGCUCUCGUUCAUUUUUGGUGUGAUGGGCAAUGCGUCGCUCGUGCUAAACUUCUCCCAGAGAAUGCACUAUUUGUUCUCCCAGCUCCUCUCCAUCAGCUGCUGGCUUCUCGCGGGACUGUUUUUGCUUGUUGCAGUCAUUUUGGCUGCUGUCAAGGUUGCCAGUAUUGAUGAGCCGGUGCAGCUCACCGAGGGCUACUACUUGGCCAUGUUCACGGUGUUCUUUUACUACUCAUGCGCUAUCAUCCAGGCCUCAAACUUCUUGGGUUAUACUCUCAAAAAGUAUCCGCCCGUGUUCAAUUUGAGCCGUCGUCAGCGCUCGCUUAUGAUGUAUAUUCUUUGUUUUUGUUUGUGGGAGGUUGCGGGUACCGUAAGCAUGGCGUAUCUCUUAUCCGAUGCGACAUUCGGCAUGUCUUUGUAUUUCUGUACUGUUUCUAUUCUUACCAUUGGUUACGGAGAUUUGGUGCCUGAAACCCCUGGCGCAAGGGCAUUCGACAUGGUCUUUUGUUUCGUCGGUGUCAUCAUUGUUGGUUUGGUAGUCGCUAUGAUUCGUCAGGUUGUCCUUACCUCCGCUGCGCCCUGCAUCUUUUGGCAUCGAAUCGAGCUCGGACGCGAGAAACUUAUUCAGCGUUUGGAAAAAGAAGACAUUCGGUUGAGUCCCGAGGAAGCCUUUUCUCAAAUGCGCCAGCUCCGGCGUGAGGUGAAAUUGCACCAGGCGAACAUAUCGCUUCUUGUCACGAUAAUUGUGUUCGUUGUUUUCUGGCUUGUCGGCGGGCUCAUUUUCUGCUAUAUUGAGGACUGGAACUAUUUUGAUGGAGUGUACUAUUGCUUUGUGACCCUUCUUACCAUUGGAUAUGGUGAUUUUACACCACAAAAACCCCUUGGACGGUCAUUUUUCAUAGUCUGGGCUUUUUUUGCUGUCCCAUUGAUGGCAAUUUUAAUUUCCAAUGCUUCAGAUACUCUAUUCGAAUGGGGUGAGAAAAUUAAUGCCGUAACAACCCAUUUGAUGCACUGGAGAACAUACUGGAGUCUUUUGAAGGCCUUCUACCAAAGAUGGAUACCACACAGAAAUGAUAUCAGUCCCUCUGGAGGGCUCUCGGAAAUGUCAAGUUUGCUGCGCUCACGAAGCUUCCCGAGAUCACAUAGUGGACUCAUCACCCUUGAUGCGACUGAAUUAGAAGAGAGAGAAAUAGGACCACUGACUGCAGAAAGACUCCGCGAGCUUCAUACUUCUGUAAAUGAUGAUUAUGAAAUCAUUGCAAAUGUCGUGAAUAGAAUAGAAUCACUCAAGGUGUUGUUGGUGGACAGCGUGGAAACCCCUGCAAAACGCUACACCCAUGAUGAGUGGGUGGAGCACCUUGAUGCAUUGAACACCACACAAACAUGCGGGGAAGAUGCUGAUUUUUGGAUUGGCGAACAGUCGCCCUUGCGGCUUCCUAUCAAAGAGCCCAGUUUCCUACUUCUCAAGAUGCUCGUUGGAGUAGAAAACGAUGUCAUGAGCCUUCUUCAAUCACAGGAAAAACUAAUUGAGGGCUUAAGACGCUUUUGUUAUGAGCAUGGCGUGAAUCCAGACGAGCAAGGAGGAAACAGUGUUAUUGAUUUCUCCGACCUACCGCAUCCAGAGCGCCAUCCUCUGUCAUUGUAUUUGGAAAGCAAAGGGCUGUCGCCUGAAACAGACCUUGUGAAGGAGUAA